AAAUCAUGCCAAAGGACAUAUUAUGAACAGAGCUAUUAAUCCUUGGCACAAUUUCCAGAAAAACAUGUUUAGACUUUGCACUAAAUAUAAGAACUAUCUGUGCAAAGUUAUUUGUUUUCUUAGAUAGUGAUAAGAAGGUGGAUGGGCCAGUGAGACUUAUUAAAAGGUGAUACUCCCAUGUCAUUCAUACAGAAGAGAAGACAUAGAGCAAGAUGGGAAUUCUGCAUCUAUUUCUAUGGAUAAUUGCUGCUUUAUCAGUAGCUUCCAAGCACCAUUCCUACAGAAGAGCCAGGCGUAAUGAUGUUGUGGAAAAGGAAAAAUUUCCAAGAGACUGCAGUGAAAUCCCAAGAAACAGGAAAAGUGGAGUCUAUGUAAUUCAUCCUGAGGAACUCCAUCCAUUGGUUGUGUACUGUGAUAUGACUACUUACAGUGGCGGAUGGAUUGUCAUACAGCGCAAUAGCUUCAACUCUGAGAUUACCUGGGAUGAAUCCUGGACCACUUACAAGUAUGGCUUUGGGAAUGUAGAGAAAGACUUUUGGUUGGGAGUAGAAUAUGUUCAUCAAAUUUCCAAACAGAAAGUUUAUCAGGUUCGCUUUGUCAUACAUGAUAGUAACAAUGAAGAGAAGUAUGCUGACUACAAUCUGUUUAGUGUGGAGGAUGAGGCUCAUGGCUAUACGCUUCGACUUGGCAGUUACAGAGGCACCGCUGGUGAUGCCAUGUCUUCCAUACAAGCAGGAACCACUCAUGACAACAUGAAAUUCACUGCCAAGGACAAAGAUCAGGACAUUUAUAGUUUAAAUUGUGCCACCACUUAUGGGGGUGCAUGGUGGUAUGCUGCCUGCUUUGCCUCCAAACUUAACAACAAGAAUGCAAUUCACUGGACUGGGUUAUGUGCUGGGAACUGUAAGGCCUCUGCAAUAUUAAUUCGCCCUGCCGAUUAUUGUAUCUAUCUGGACCAAUAACAACAAGGUGUUGUUACUGGAAAAUAAUGGACCUCUACUGAAUUCUCGGUACUGCUAUCAUGUAUUGGGGUUCCUGUGCAGCUGCAAAUGGUGUAUUCAGAUAUAUGGGGGAAUGUAAUAAAAGUCUGCAAUGGAAAACUAUUCCCAAAGCAAAAAGUUAUGCCUUUGUGCGAACAAAUUUUCCUUUGCGUUAAUUUAAUAUAGCUUUUUUUUGUGCACCCGGAAACUGUUUAGCAACCACUUCCGACAGUGGAGGAAAAUGAGUGACUUUUAGGUGUCCCCAAGAAACCAUAUAUGUUUGAAAAGGGACACAUUCUGACUAAUCAAAAAUGGGUAAAUAUGUUUUUCUCUCCAAGCUAUCCAACUGCUGUCCUUCCCUUAAUUUAGCAAUUUUUAUAACUAUUUCUAAAAUGUUUGCCUAAUCUCAAAGCUUCUAAUUUGCAACAUCUUGUCUCCUAUAUAUCAUUUGGUACCAUGAUAGAAACAUCCUAAAUAUGUGUUUAAGGGUUCUACUGAACAGAUUGAUGCCCCGUGUGCAUAGCUUUAUCUGGUAUGUUGAGGCCCUAAAAAUGAAAAAAAAAAACCCAUAUGAUCUAUCAUUUCAGCUACUGUAAAAUUAGUGCAUAAACAGCAUUUCAUGUGGGAUCCAGACAUAAAAAGGGAGUAUACCCUAUAAAGACAAAUGCGCAAAUUCACUAACCUGCAGAGUUUCGCUAGCGGAGCCUUCGCCACACUUCGCCAGGCGAAGUUUC
Molecule: messenger RNA, 1714 nt
Organism: Xenopus laevis (African clawed frog)
Lineage: Eukaryota; Metazoa; Chordata; Amphibia; Anura; Pipidae
Product: fibrinogen-like protein 1-like protein
Exons: 3
Coding region: 213-962 (249 amino acids)
Source: RefSeq, a predicted model, not a curated record